ACUAGUUCAGUUGUGCCCUUCUUUGAGACUGUGCUUCCGGUUGUGCUCUUGCUUGAGUUUGUUUUUACACGAUGCUCCACCGAAUUCCGGCAUUUGUGCGUCCUCGCCCUUUCUCGGGCCUCCCUUUGUCCUGUGGAAACCUGGAAGUCGUGGUGGCUGAGCUACCUGCGGCUCGGUCCGGAGCUGUCAGGACAGAAAAUAAUAUCCAAAGACAUUUUUGCACUAGCAGAUGGAUCUGCAGCAAGAAAGAUGACCAGUCUGUUCCAGCCAAGGAAAUUUCCCAGAAGGCAGCAGAGAGCCAAGGCAGGGGGAAGGAGACUCUGAAGAAAGACCUGCUGGACGUUCUUAAGGACAUGAAAGUUGAACUGAACACAGUAAACGUGAAAACAACAAAGCCACACGGCAGAAAACUUCCUGCCAGCCUGGAGACGACCGUUGGCAGGCUCCAGAAGGCUCAGGGAGAUCCUCCCAAGAAGAGAAACGAGUUCCUGAGUCCUGAGUUGGUGGCAGCGGCGUCAGCUGUGGCAGACUCUCUACCUUUCGACAAGCAGACGACCAAGUCAGAGCUGCUCAGGCAGCUGCAGCAGCACGAGGAGGAGUCGAGGGCUCAGAAGGAUAGAGAGAAGCGCAGGAUCAGCUUCACUCACAUCAUAUCAAAUAUGAAAGUCGCCAGAUCUGCUUCCGAGAGAGGUAGUAGGAGACCACAGCACCAGAUUCAGUUUGACGAAGGAAUGGACAGUUCUUUUGACCAGGAGAAGACAACCGAUUUUAAAAGAAGGAAAUCUUUAUUCAAGGGGAAAAGACUUUCGAUUUUUGAUGCUAAGGCGUUUGCCGGUGAAGCACCUGAACCAGAAGCACCGCCUUCUCUUUGGGAGAUAGAAUUUGCUAAGCAACUGGCCAAGGUAAACGAGCAGCCCUUUGCCAAUGGAUUUGAGGAGAUGAUACAGUGGACCAAGGAGGGCAAGCUGUGGGAGUUCCCAGUCAACAAUGAAGCAGGUUUGGAUGAUGACGGUUCAGAAUUCCAUGAGCAUAUAUUUUUGGAUAAGUACCUGGAGGAUUUCCCCAAGCAAGGACCAAUUCGCCUGUUCAUGGAGCUGGUGACCUGCGGCCUUUCCAAAAACCCAUAUCUGAGUGUUAAACAGAAGGCCGAGCACAUAGAGUGGUUUAGAAAUUACUUUAAUGAAAAGAGAGAUAUUCUCAAAGAAAAUAACAUAACGUUCACCUAACAUCAAGGAGAAAACAUUUUAUUUAAACUGUUGAAGAUGUAUAUCAUAUAGCUAAAUAGAAAUUCUAUCAAAAUU
Messenger RNA from Apodemus sylvaticus (European woodmouse), 1301 nucleotides. It is a transcript of the gene Mrps31, whose product is annotated as mitochondrial ribosomal protein S31. The record is from RefSeq and is a predicted model, not a curated record. The transcript has 7 exons. Gene Ontology annotation, molecular function: structural constituent of ribosome. The coding region runs from base 72 to 1226 and encodes 384 amino acids. NCBI's taxonomy places the organism in Eukaryota, Metazoa, Chordata, Mammalia, Rodentia, Muridae. Gene Ontology annotation, cellular component: mitochondrial small ribosomal subunit.